Planococcus citri (citrus mealybug) is the source of this 919-nucleotide messenger RNA. RefSeq names its product UDP-glucosyltransferase 2-like. The record is from RefSeq and is a predicted model, not a curated record. Bases 14 to 874 code for a protein of 286 amino acids. Gene Ontology annotation, molecular function: UDP-glycosyltransferase activity. The transcript is spliced from 4 exons. Lineage: Eukaryota; Metazoa; Arthropoda; Insecta; Hemiptera; Pseudococcidae.
GAAAUAUUUAUCCAUGGAACCACAUUUAAUCUUUUAUAACAAUCACGCUUCUCUGUUACCCAGACCAAUGAAUCCAAAUGCAAUUGACAUUGGAGGAAUACAUCUGGAAGGUGUCAAACCUUUGCCAAAGGAAAUUGAAAAAUUCAUCGAUGAGGCAGAACAUGGUGUCAUUUUAUUCACACUUGGGUCAGUUGUUCGAGCUGCGACCUUAAGCCCCGAAAAUAAGAAGGCGUUUACAGAUGCGUUCGCAGAAAUACCGCAAAGAGUCAUAUGGAAGUUUGAAGACAAAAUUGAAAACAUAUCCAGCAACGUAAUGAUACUCGACUGGGUUCCUCAAAGAGAUAUCCUAGAACAUAAAAAUGUGAUAGCCUUCAUUACUCACUGCGGAAUGGGAGGCACGAAUGAAGCAGUUUACACCGCAACACCUGUGGUUGCCUGCCCCUUAUUUUGUGACCAAGUGAACAAUGCGGAAUUAUUGGAGAAUCUUGAUGUAGCCGUUCAUUUAGAUAUUUAUGAUGUUACCAAACAAAACAUACUUAAUGCAUUGAAUGCAAUUAUUAAUGAUACCAGAUAUUACAAUAAUAUGCAAAAGUUAUCGAAACGGUUCAAGGACCGACCAAUGACACCGCAGCAAAGUGUCGUUUAUUGGACCGAAUACGUGAUUAGGAAUCAAGGCGCAUCUCAUUUGAGAAGUCCUGCAUGUCGGUUAUCCUGGUUCCAAUUUUCCAUGCUCGAUGUUGUAUUCAUUUGGGCGUCGAUUCUAGUCAUUUUCGUGUAUUCGUUGAUUAGUACUUUCAGAAUUAUAUCGUCUCGUUUUAAUACACAAUACAGAAUCUUCAGUGGAUUGGAAAAACCACAAAAUAAAAAACUCUAAAAUAUGCGAACAUUUUUUUAAAUGUACAUAUCAUUAGGUACUCAU